AUGGUAGUGAAAAUCUCUAAACCAAAGACUAAAUUCAAAUGGAGAGUGGUUGACAACCACUCACCUAAAGAGAUUUAUAACAGAGCGUUAUAUCUUUCUGUUUUUGUCUUUGGGAUCCUUGGAGCCGCAAGAGGUAUGGAUGAAGGUGCCGUUGCCGGAGCUGUUUAUCACCAGUCGUUCAAGGACAGGUUCGGUCUUUCUGACACAACCAAAUCUGCUAGUUGGUUGGCCAAUAGAAAGUCUAACAUUACCGCCAUGGUUCAACUUGGAUCCGUUGGUGGGUCACUUCUUGCCAGUUAUCUUUGUGAUAGAAUCGGCAGACAAAGAUCUCUACAAUUUUUAUGUGUUAUCUGGAUUGUGGGUGCUGUUAUUCAAAUAACCGCCAAAACUUUUGGUCAUUUGGUUGUGGGGAGACUCAUCGAGGGGUUUGCAAUUGGACAAACGACUACAGUUGGACCUGCUUAUCUUUCUGAAGUGUCUCCACCAGCAUACAGAGGUUUGUUUGGGUGUAUUUUCUCUGGUGCCGUUUAUUUCGGGAUCUUUUUGGGGUACUUUGUUAAUUGGGGUACAGCGCUUCACUUGCCCUAUGGUGACAGACAAUGGAUCAUUCCAACAUCAAUGAAACUUAUUCUUUCUGGAGGGAUCAUGAUCCUCUCGUUCCUCUGGACAAUUGAGUCUCCUAGAUGGUUGAUGAAGGUUGGAAGAGACGAAAAGGCUCUCAAGAACUUGUGUAGGUUGCGGAACUUGGAGGCCGAUCAUCCUUAUAUCAUUUCAGAGAUGUCUGACAUUCAAGCAGUUGUUGCUCAAGAGAACGCUGCGGUUGCACACUAUUCCUUUCUCGCCAAAUUCAGAGAUUUGUUGACUGUGAGUUCCAUUAGAUACCGGUUCUUUUUUAUUGGAUGUUUGUCUCAACUUUUAGGUCAAUGGUCCGGAGCCAAUGCCGUUACAAUCUAUGCUCCUACAUUAUUUGAGAUCAUUGGUGUCGAGGGUGUGGAUGUCAUGAAGAUGACUGCUAUUUUGGGAGUGGUUAAGUUAUGUGGCGCUUAUUUUGCAGCCUUCUUCCUUAUUGACUUCUUGGGAAGAAGAAGAUCUCUUUAUAUUGGGAUCGUCUUACAAGGUGUUUGUCUUUUAUACUAUGCCAUCUUCUUGAACGUUGUUCCCGUGGCACAGAUUGAAUCAGGUAAUUUAUCUACAUCCCAGUUCCAUGCUUCCAAAGCGGCUAUUGCUGCCCUUUAUCUUUCCGGUGUAGGGUGGACUAUGGGGUUCAAUUCGGUACAGUACUUAUUGGGUGCUGAAAUUAUGCCUUUAAGAAUUAGAUCCUUCGCCCAAUCAAUUAUUAUGGUGUUACAUUUCGCUAACCAAUACGGUAACUCCAAGGCCUUACCUUCAAUGAUGAUUGCCAUGAAAUCUUACGGUGCCUUCUAUUUCUUCGUCGGGGUCUUGGCUACAUCUUUGUUCUGGUGUUGGUUCUUUAUUCCUGAAGUCAGUGGUAGAUCUUUGGAGUCAAUGGAAGAAGUGUUUAACUUACCAUGGUAUCUUGUGGGUAGAAAGGGCCCUAUUUUAUGUCCUGAUUUGUCUCAAGUAAAUCACAUUGCUCCCCAAAGUACCCACAACACUAUCGAGAAACCAGAAGAGAUCUUCAUUGACGAAGUCAUGCCAGCUGAGAACACUUCGUCAGAUGAAGGUGAGGACAAAGACAACAAGGACAACGAGGAAAAGAAAACGAAAAAGGAAACGAAAAAGGAACCUAAACAGGAACCUGGUAAAAUGGUUUAA
Molecule: messenger RNA, 1776 nt
Organism: Lizanozyma spartinae
Lineage: Eukaryota; Fungi; Ascomycota; Pichiomycetes; Serinales; Debaryomycetaceae
Gene: HGT17
Product: Hgt17p
Exons: 1
Coding region: 1-1776 (591 amino acids)
Biological process (GO): carbohydrate transport; transmembrane transport
Cellular component (GO): membrane
Molecular function (GO): carbohydrate:proton symporter activity
Source: RefSeq, a predicted model, not a curated record